Molecule: messenger RNA, 1566 nt
Organism: Penicillium malachiteum
Lineage: Eukaryota; Fungi; Ascomycota; Eurotiomycetes; Eurotiales; Aspergillaceae
Product: methionyl-tRNA synthetase
Exons: 3
Coding region: 1-1566 (521 amino acids)
Biological process (GO): methionyl-tRNA aminoacylation
Cellular component (GO): aminoacyl-tRNA synthetase multienzyme complex; cytosol
Molecular function (GO): ATP binding; methionine-tRNA ligase activity
Source: RefSeq, a predicted model, not a curated record
AUGACCCAGACUCCGCAGAAAUGUGGGACUGUCCUUCCAGUGCCCGGAGAAUGCAACAUCCUCAUUACAAGUGCCCAUCCAUACGUGAACAAUGUUCCCCAUCUCGGAAAUCUCAUUGAAUCCACGCUCUCAGCAGAUGUGUUGCAAGAUACUGUAGAGGAAGAGGAUAUAACACGCUCUAUGUGUACCGACGAAUAUGGCACAACCUCCGAGACGAGAGCACUCAUAGAAGAUUUUACACCCAAGCAACUUUGCGAUAAAUACCAUGACAUCCAUGAUGAUGUCUACAAAUGCCAACUUUUAGAUCCGCUGGAGCUUAAAAACCCUCGAUGCAAGGUUGAUGGUGCUACACCAGUCAAGAAGGAAACAAAGCACAUCUUUCUUGAACUAGACAAGCUUCAAUCUGAGAUUGAGCCUUGGUUCCAGCAGGCUGCUUCUUUCGGGGCUUGGUCUAACAACGGCAAGGAAAUAACUUCUGCUUGGUUAAAGGAGGGCUUGAAAACACGCAGCAUUACCAGAGAUAUUAAAUGGGGCACACCUGUUCCUUUGCCAGGCUAUGAAGUAAAGGUCAUCUAUGCCUGGUUUGAUGCAUGCAUUGGUUACGUUUCUAUCACGGCAAACUAUACCAACGAGUGGCAGAAGUGGUGGCAUAAUCCCGACGAUGUCUAUCAGUUCCUUGGAAAAGACAAUGUUUCUUGCCAUACUGUCAUUUUUCCAGGUACUCAAAUCGGUACUCGUGACACUUGGACAAAGGUUCACCACCUCUCUACAGAUUAUCUGACCUAUGAAGGCGGGAAGUUUUCCAAAUCUCGAGGGAUUGGUGUAUCCGGGGACUCUGCACAGAAAACAGGUGUCCCUUCAGAUGUUUGGCACUAUUACCUUGUUUCUCAUCGACCAAAAACCGGUGAUACUGAGUUCAACUGGGACUCAUUCAUCAGCGCUAAUAACAACAUUCUUUUAAAAAAUUUGGGAAAUUUCGUCAAUCGCGUCGCGAAGUUUGUCAACUCGGCCAAGUUCAAUGAUAUAGUGCCAGUCUACACGCAGUACCAUGAGAAUUUUUUUGACACAUGGAAGAAUCAGGUUAACACACUUCUUACCGAUUAUAUUGACAAACUCGAAGCUGUCAAAAUUCGUGGUGCCCUCGCUACAGUUCUGUCUAUCUCUCAGCAAGGCAAUCUCUUUCUCCAAUCAAACAAUCUCGACAACAAACUUGCAGCAGACGAGUCAUCAAAAUAUGCGGCAAUUAUUGGACUCGCUGUGAACUUAAUCCACCUACUUGCCUCUCUUGUCUCCCCAUUUAUGCCUGAAACGGCUGACUCGAUAAACGCACAACUUUGUGCGAAAGCGCUACCAAUCCCCGAUCAUUGGGAUGCGAAUUCCAUCAAGCCCGGUCAUGAGAUUAGCAAAGCAAUUCUCUUAUUUAGCAGCUUGAAUCCUGAGAAAGCAUCGGAGUGGCGAGGGUCGUUUGGAGGUCAGGAAGCACAGAAAGUCAAGGAAGAAGAGGCAGCAAGAAAGGCCGCUAAGAAAGCAGCAAAGGGUAUCAAAGCACACGAGGGAUGGAAUUAG